Messenger RNA from Closterium sp. NIES-65, 2343 nucleotides. The record is from the annotation of a GenBank genome assembly. NCBI's taxonomy places the organism in Eukaryota, Viridiplantae, Streptophyta, Zygnematophyceae, Desmidiales, Closteriaceae.
AUGAGAGGGUUACCACCCGCUGUCAGUUACACCGGCGGCGUUCCCGGCUUUGAAGCCACUGCCACUGCCGCCGCCACUGACGCCGAUGCUGACGUGGCAGCAGUGGGGACCACAAACGAAAAUCCCACACCAAUUCCCCCCAGGCCCGAUCCUAAAGCCUCUCACGUGCUUGCUUACACUCAGCAACUCGCCUCCCUCCAUUCCCACACGGCCGCCAGCAUCGGCCUCUCCCCUUCCGAUCUCCUUUACUCCUACACUUACCUAAGUAACGCGUUUUGCGUCUCACUCACACCCUCCCAGCUGCAUCGGCUCAAACGCCAUCCAGCCGUCGAUCGAAUCGAGCCGUCGAGAUCGCUCGCUCCCCUCACUACAAUCACACCCGCCUUUCUCAACCUCUCCUCUGUAGUCUGGAAAGGUCUCGGCGGGGCGAACCGGGCAGGGGAAAACGUGAUUAUAGGCGUGGUGGACUCGGGUAUUUGGCCGGAGCACCCCGCGUUUUCCGGGCGGGGGUAUCUCCGCCCGAAAAGGACCUGGCGGGGCAAAUGCGCGGCGACCAAAGACUUUAAAGCCACCUCCUGCAAUAACAAAAUCAUCGCCGCUCAAUUCUUCUCAGCGGCUUACCUCAAGGCAAACAAGGGGUAUCCGAAGGGGGAAUACGCCUCCCCUAGGGACAGCACGGGGCACGGCACUUGGUGUGCCGGCGCUGCGGCCGGCAACAGCAAUAUUCCCUUCAGGGUGGGCCCGCGGAGCCGCGUGAUUGGUCGGAUGAGCGGCAUGGCGCCGCGGGCGAGAAUAGCGGUGUACAAGGCGGUGUGGGGGGGGGAGAGCAGCGUGGGCGAUGUGAUGGCUGCUGUGGAGCAGGCUGUGCGGGACGGCGUCGACGUGCUGCUGUUGCCCAUUGGGAGCACCGACGAUGAUUACUUCAACUCCGCGUUCCUCCUUAGAGCUGUUCAGGCGGGAGUGUUUGUGGUGGCAGCAGCGGGUAACGAAGGCAUGGCACCGGGGGCAAGGCAGCAGCGCACACUUGCCAACGUGUCUCCAUACAUCUUCACUGUUGCUGCCAGUGGCGUUCCGCGGGAGUGGCAAGCAAAGAUCACGCUGGGCGACGGGAAGUGGUACACGGGCAUCACACAGCAAGGGGGCGACCUCAGGUCCACCACCAACCUCCCUCUUGUUGAUGCUAAGAUGGCUGGCACAGCCAAGGCUCUGCCUCAGGAGGCAGAGCAGUGUCGAAUGGGCACUCUAGACCCAGCCAAGGUCAUCGGAGCAGCCGUGCUGUGCUGGCACGGCGGCGUGUCAUUGGAGGAGAAGGCGCUGACGGUGCAGACAGCUGGCGGCAAGGCGGUGCUGCUGGUGGUGCAGAGCCCGCGGCAGUACGUGCGGUCCGUGACCGGGGCGUUCCCGGGGGUGACGUUUGGCAUGACCAUCUCGCAAGCGAUCAAGGACUAUCUGAAGAACGACAGCAACACCAAGCCCACAGUGUCAAUCUCCCCCGUACUCUACACCCUCCCCAAGGGCACGCUCGCGCCAGUCAUGGCAUACUUCUCCUCCUCCGGCCCGCCCCUCGACCCCUGGGUCUCCAUGCCCAAGAACCCCACCGUCACCAACGAAAUCCUCAAACCCGACAUCACCGCCCCCGGCCUCGCCCUCCUCUCCUCCACCAACGCCGGCAACGCCGCCUCCCCCGGUUUCAAGCUCGACAGCGGCACCUCUGCUGCUGCUUCUGUCGCUGCAGGCGUGGCGGCGCUGCUGAUUCAGAAGUACCCCCGGUGGACCCCGGGAAUGGUGAAAUCCGCAAUGAUGACGAGUGCUUCGGUGAAGGAUAUGUGGGGGAAGGGGAUCCGGUCGUGGGAUUGGACGUAUGCCUCCCCGUGGCAGUUCGGCUCGGGGCAUAUUACCCCGGGAAAAUCCUUAAAUCCAGGGCUAGUUUACGACGUCCGGGCGGCAAACUACAUCAAUUUCCUCGCGGGGUUGGACGAGAAAAAGGCCAAGGCGGCCUUUCCGGCAGCGGUGCUCUCUCCUCUCGAGACGUACAACCUGAACCAGCCGAAUAUCGCUAUGGGGAGGAUGAAAAAGACGGUGAACGUGACCCGGUGGGUGACAAACGUGGAGUUCAAAACAUCGACGUAUAAGGUGUACCUGGUCAAGCCUGAUGGGGUGAGCGUGUCGGUGAGUCCGUCGAAGCUGACUCUGAGGCCCGGGCAGCGGGCGGCGUAUAACGUGACGAUUAUUCCCAAGGCAGUUCAGAAGAACUUCACGUUUGGGAGCAUCACGUGGAAGGACGGUGUUCAUGAGGUGCGGAGCGUGCUGGCCGUCCAGCCCAUUGAGAUCAAAUCCAAGUGA